AAAGCCAUUCCGUCGUGCGAACCCAUCUUCCUUAGGACAUACACUUCUGCCUAAAAAGGAUUUCGAUUUAGCUCAGAUCUAUCCUCCUGUGAUCUGAAAAUCCUUAGUGAGGAAGAAGAAGAAGAAGUUGAAGAGAUGGGUUGCAGAAACAGACAGUUCUCCGGUGAAGAAACUGCCGCCUCCACGUCUUUGAGCGACGCUCUCUUGUUUACUACCAUGUGCAUCAUUGGUUUCCCCGUCGAUGUCCACGUUAAGGACGGUUCAAUUUAUUCUGGAAUAUUCCACACCGCUUCUGUUCACAAUGACUAUGGUGUUGUGCUGAAACAAGCGAGGGUGAUUAAGAGGGGGAAAUGUGAAGCUAACAUUAAAGGGGAGGACCUAAUAGAGACACUCGUUAUUUCACCUGAUGAUCUUGUGCAAGUCGUUGCUAAGGGGAUUAUGCACCUGGAUAGAAAUGAUUCUGGGAUUAGUAGAAGGGAUGUCAUGAGUACUACGAAUCAACCUCAAUCUGAAAGCUGUGGUAGAAUGAUAAAAGGCUUUGCCAAGGACAAUGUAGAGAAAGUAGAGUCUGCUCAAACACACAGGAUGCAAGCUGGGAAUGAGAUAAAAAGUUGUAUUAUGCCUACAGUAAUACAUGUGAGGGACUAUUCAAAUAUUGAGAAUGGAGUUGAAAAUGGUGAAAUCAAAAGCAUGCAUUUUGGGAAGGAUGAAGAAGCUUCUAAUACUCCGCACAAUAUGAGACAGGUUAGUGAUGUCAUUCCACAGGGGAAUGAGUUGGAUUGUGAGGGGACAGUCUCUUCAAAGGAAGAUGCAUCUGGAUUACAAGGAUUAUAUUCAAGUUGUACUCCUGUAGAUGCUUGUUUUACCCUAUCAUAUGCUGCUAAGGAAUGUCAAGUAAAUGCAUCUGAGCUGGUGCAGACAAUAGCAUCCUCAAAUUGCCUUCCUUCAUCCACUAACAAAGCGGAUACUGAACUUCAAGAGAGGCCUACUUCAGGAGACACUUCAUGUUCAAAUACUACUUUGAAUGUUUCCAUGUCUAGCCCUUCAUCAGUGGAUGAUAACCCAGGAUAUUGUGUUACUUCAUCUACAGCUCCCAGAACAAAUUCCCCUCAGAAACGACUAAGUUUAAAUACUAAGGAAUUUAAACUCAACCCUGGGGCAAAGGUAUUCUGUCCAUCUUUCUCAAAUCGUAGAUCUGUAGCACCUCCUGCAGUGCCAGCAACAACAAAUAUGGCUUACAUGCCAGACAAUUUUCCUUUAAUACCAGUUGCCACAUCAAAACCAGAAGUUGAAUUCAACUCAUUCACUGCCCACACACCUCUACCCGCCAAAGUCAUUUCCAGUGGUAACUUGAUCCAAGGGAACGGAAUUGUUGAUAAUCAAUUUUCUCAAAUGAUUGUAGGACAAACAGGAAACAGGACUAUGCCCCUUAGAUAUGCUGGUCAGUACCACACUUUUCAAGGGUUGCCUUCCUAUUCCCAUCCAAAUUACCAAAAUGUUAUGGUUGGACGAUUUGGGCAGCUUGUAUAUAUGCAACCUGUUUCUCAUGAUGUGAAUCAUCAGGGUGUGGCAGCUAUCCCUCAAGUACCUACACGCCCUUUACUAACAACACCCGCCCAUUCAAACCAUAUUCCUAAGCACCAAGGAAAUGUGGCAUCCCAAACAUUUCCUUUAUGUGUGACAACACCACUACCACCAGCACCACCUCUUAUGUCUGGAGGGCAGCAACCAUUUGGGUUACCAAAUCACCACUCCCUUCCUCAGCCUCCCUUCCAUGUUUUCCAUUCCAUUCCAGUUCCAGGAUCAAAUGGUAUAUACACCACCAAGUUUCCGUAAAUAUAUUUUUUAUUUUAUUAUUAUAUACUAUAUAUUGGCUUUACUUAUAAGGAAAUCGUUUUUAUUCCUACAAAAUUUUGGCUUUACUUAUUUCAUUUUUUAACCUACCCCAAAGUUUUGAAGUCUGUAUUUGGUUAGUUGGUAUUGCAACUUUAAAGAGUAAAAUUACAUGACCAAAGAGAGGGAUUUGAAGCUUAUGUCCUUCUUCAAGGAUCUUUCUUAGAUGUUGUUAUUCUCUGUAAAAUUAAUAUUUUUUCAGUUUCCCCCCCUCAAUUAUAGGUGCGGAGCCUGUUGUUUCCUA
Molecule: messenger RNA, 2137 nt
Organism: Impatiens glandulifera
Lineage: Eukaryota; Viridiplantae; Streptophyta; Magnoliopsida; Ericales; Balsaminaceae
Product: polyadenylate-binding protein-interacting protein 4-like
Exons: 13
Coding region: 136-1836 (566 amino acids)
Biological process (GO): cytoplasmic stress granule assembly
Cellular component (GO): cytoplasmic stress granule
Molecular function (GO): RNA binding
Source: RefSeq, a predicted model, not a curated record